ACUACCAGAAACAAACGCUCAUACUCAACAUGUCUGGACGAGGCAAAACCGGCGGCAAGGCCAGAGCAAAGGCCAAGACCAGGUCUUCCCGUGCUGGGUUGCAGUUCCCCGUGGGUCGUGUCCACAGGCUGCUGCGUAAGGGUAACUAUGGCGAGCGUAUCGGUGCCGGCGCUCCCGUCUACCUGGCUGCAGUGCUCGAAUACCUGACAGCUGAGAUCCUGGAGUUGGCUGGAAACGCAGCGCGUGACAACAAGAAGACCAGGAUCAUCCCCCGCCAUCUGCAGUUGGCUGUCCGCAACGACGAGGAGUUGAACAAACUCCUCGGUGGCGUCACCAUCGCUCAGGGUGGUGUCCUGCCCAACAUUCAGGCUGUUCUUCUGCCUAAGAAGACCGAGAAGCCUGCCAAGAAGUAAGAUGGAUUCCUGAGUCCACCACCAAAACGGCUCUUUUAAGAGCCACC
Molecule: messenger RNA, 460 nt
Organism: Doryrhamphus excisus (bluestripe pipefish)
Lineage: Eukaryota; Metazoa; Chordata; Actinopteri; Syngnathiformes; Syngnathidae
Product: histone H2A-like
Cellular component (GO): nucleosome
Molecular function (GO): structural constituent of chromatin; DNA binding; protein heterodimerization activity
Source: RefSeq, a predicted model, not a curated record